This is a messenger RNA of Ceratosolen solmsi marchali, 4065 nucleotides long. RefSeq names its product E3 ubiquitin-protein ligase RNF31-like. Gene Ontology annotation, molecular function: zinc ion binding; linear polyubiquitin binding; K48-linked polyubiquitin modification-dependent protein binding. The record is from RefSeq and is a predicted model, not a curated record. Gene Ontology annotation, biological process: protein linear polyubiquitination. Gene Ontology annotation, cellular component: LUBAC complex. NCBI's taxonomy places the organism in Eukaryota, Metazoa, Arthropoda, Insecta, Hymenoptera, Agaonidae. The coding region runs from base 1 to 4002 and encodes 1333 amino acids. The transcript has 20 exons.
AUGAUACAUCAGGAAAUUGAGUUUCUCGACGAUCGUCAUUUAUGGGGAGCAUCUCUGUCAAAGCAAGGGUCCACUGGUUUUCCAGCUUUCGAUGUCAAUAAGUCAUCAACUUUACGUCGUGGUAUAGUUGGUUCGUCAUCAAUGCUUUUGAGACCAUUGCCAGCACUGCCGUCACAUUCUCUAGACGGGGUACCUGUACAGGAAAGUGCUGUAACUCCAACCGAUAAGAUGUCUACCUUACAGGAGAGGUACCGAAGAUACCAGGAAGCUAUGCGAGUUCAGGAUGCGAAUCGGCGCAGACAAUUACCCAUAGAUUUGAAUAUGAAUCGAGAAAGCUUCAGUCCUAGGCCAAUGAGCAUGAGUGGCUCACGGCAAGCGUCAUCACCACAGCUCGGACGAGCCAUGAUGCAAUCGGCGAGUGUUUGCGACUUGAGCACAUCUAAUAUUUGGAAUGCCGGAUUGCAACAGACACAAUCAGUAGCUCAGAUUGGAAACCAGAUGAUGUGGUAUCCUCCAUCGAAUACUUGGGACGGGCAUAAUCCAUUGAUGGGGGGUUCAAACCUGAAUUUGAGUCAAGUGCCUAUGUGGUCGAAUCACCCCAUGGGAUACAGACUGCCAGGUUCACAACUCUUGCCAAUUCCAUACUCAAGUUCCCGUUGUCACAGCCCGGCACGUAGUCUCAAAUCCGGGAGGCGCUCUAAAGUAUCAUCGCCCUCGCCAAGUCUUAAAUCCCGUAAAUCCACAGCCUCGACACUUUCGAGAAGGCGCCGUUCUCCAAAUUCGCCGUCAGAUGCCUCUUCUGAAAAUUCAGACGAAUCGGAUUUUGACGACAGGAUGUCCAGAAGCUCGCGGCAGCACAUUAGCAGGAGAAAUAGUGUGAGCAGUGUAAAAGGCUCUAGGUCCAGAGCUUACCAUCAAGAUGAACUUAUCAGAAGUAGACGAAAUUGGCGUUCAGAGGAUAGGAUAAGCAGUAUGGAGGAACAGUGGAUCGCAAAUCAUUUUUCAGUGAAUGGCAAUCACGGCUCCCGAAAUUCCGUGAUUGAAGACGACAAGCGCUCGUUGAGCUCUUCUCGUCGCGCCUGCGAUGAAGAUCAAAGUCCUCGAUUUCACCGAAUCGAUAGUCUUCAUGGACGCAGUGGACAGAGCACCGACGACUCUACUAACGGACAUCACAGCUAUCGCCAGCAGCAACAGGAGUUGAAUAAUAAUAAUCGGAGGCUUAAGGUAAUGAGUUCAUCAGAUGACUACGUAGACAGAAAGCUACACGAUCGACGUGGAUCACUGCCGAGGUCGGCGUCUCGAGCAUUAAGAGAUCCCGAUCUUGAAAAGAUCGAACUGAGAAACGAUAAGCGGAAGUGUGGUUUUAACAGUGCUGAUAGAUUCUCAUCUUAUGAGGACUCCAACGGGAUUAAUCAACGUACCGGAAUUCCGAGAUGCCAAGCUAGUGAUAAGUAUGAAAAGCAAGACACAUCGUCACUAUCACCGAGUUCUCGACGAGUUCCUGUAUCUCUAACACUGGACACGCCUCGGAUUGUAGAUAAAUCGUCACGAUUGUCCCCAACACAGGAGAUAUGGUCUAAGAUAGCUGAUAAUUUUUCACGUUCAUCGACGCCCGACAGACGGUUGAUAAUCCAAGGAGAGCGGCAAAUAUCAUUGAUGAACGAGCAAAAAUUGAUCGAUGAGAAUACCAAUCUCAUUUUGAAGGUGAUAAAGGAUGAGUGGCCAUGCGAGCAUUGUACCUUUCUCAAUGAUCCACAGGACAAAAUUUGCGCGGUGUGCUGUAAAACUAAGAGCAGUGAACUACCACCACCCCCAGAAGACCAGAAAGAAAACGAAUCACUGAACAGUCUUGUUAGCUUACAAAUCGGUGCCAAUGGUGAAACUAGGGGUCAUAAGACUCAAGAAAAUCAGGAAAAACAGUCUAAAGUCUUAGAGAUGAUAAAUAAUGCUCAGCAGCUAAAGGUAAAGAACACAACCGUUUCUACGGGUACCUCACCGCCUCCACAAACCAUUUCAACACAAACUUACGAAGAUGCCAAUAUUAUAAAAGAAAGAGCUGGAUCUUUAGCUCCGUCGAAAUGCUUAAUAAGAUACGACGAUAACGAUUCAGAAGAGCCGAGUCAAUCCCAUUACAUUGAAACCGGCGGAAAUUCUAUCCUUCAAAGUCUAACCCGCCAGGGUCUCGAGCUUGUGGAAAUGUUACGGGAAGCCGAGCACCGAGGCUUCUCCGCUGAUGACAUCCAGGUGGCUUUGGCACAUGACCCAAGCAAUCCUCUAAACUGGCUUCGCAGUGAAUGGUCUCACCUUGUAGAGACUGUACAACUGCUAACGAUGUCGCGGGGUAAGGAUUUAGCCGAGGUCGACAACAUCGGAGCAAUUAGUGUUCAGGAGGCCAAGGAGGCUCUCAGGAAUUCUAUGGGUGAUGUAUGGACCGCCGUUUCCUGCGCUAUUCAGAUACGGCAGAAGAAGUGUCAAAGUAUAAUGACUAAAGGAAUUUUUACUUUAAAUAGCGUUGUUACUGCCCUCGAUAAUAAUUUUGGUAAUGAAGAAGCAGCAUUACUAGAAUUACAGAAGAAUCAAUUGAAACCAUUUUUAAUGAGAAUUUGGGGACCUCCAUCAGGGAUAGAAAAUGAGGAGGCUGCACCACUUGAAGCAGAAACGAUAAUGAACGAUAUCGCAGUUGCCGACACUACACAACAACAGGAUCAAAGCAUUAAUAAUCAUUUAGAAAUGGAGGCAAAGAAACAGAGGGUCGCUCGACGAUUGCUGAUCGAGGGCAAAGUUUCAAAUUACGGGGAAGCCGAAAUAGCGACGAGUCUACUUGGACUUAAGUUUAGCAUCACAGACGCGCUUGAUGCGGCAAAACAGUGCGCAAACGUCGAGGCUGCGUUGGUCUUUCUUCAACAGGAAUGUGAACUGUGCACUGGCCGAUAUCCCAUGAAUCAAAUGAUGUCAAUGUUGAGAUGUGUGCAUCGGUGCUGUAAUGACUGCGCCAAAAGUUAUUUUACAAUUCAAAUAAGUGACCGAAAUAUCACCGAUGCGGUCUGUCCAUUCUGCAAGGAACCAAAUUUAGGCGAAGCGACCGAGGACGAAGUCCUAGAGUACUUUAGUAACCUUGAUAUACAGCUGAAGUCAUUGCUACAUCCGCCGAUACAUGAGUUAUUCCAACGUAAACUUAGGGAUCGUACUCUCAUGCAAGACCCAAACUUCAAGUGGUGUAUUCAGUGUUCAAGUGGAUUUUAUGCAGAACCUAAUCAUAUAAGACUAAUUUGUCCAGACUGUGGAUCAGUUACAUGUGCUUUUUGCCGAAAAUCGUGGGAGAAACAACACGAGGGUAUUAGUUGCGAGCAAUUUGCUGUAUGGAAGGUCGAGAAUGAUCCAGAUAACCAGGCUAAGGGAUUAGCGCAGCAUUUAGCGGAUAAUGGAAUCGAUUGUCCAAAAUGUAAAUUCAAAUAUUCUUUAUCUCGCGGAGGUUGCAUGCACUUCACGUGCAGCCAGUGCAAGUACGAAUUUUGUUGUGGCUGUGGCAUGAGAUUCGUAAUGGGAAUCAAAUGUGGUGUGAGCAGCUAUUGCGCUAAACUAGGGCUUCACGCUCACCAUCCCCGAAAUUGUCUCUUCUAUCUACGUGAUAAGGAGCCAGUCCAGCUCCAGCAAUUGCUCCAGAACAAUGGUGUUGACUAUGACAGCUGCGAUCCAGUUGGUCAGCGGCGUUGUGCUAUGCAGUUGCAGAAGGAGACGCCUGCAGGUGUUGUCGAUACCAUCUGUAACGCCGACGUUAUUGAGGGACAUGCUGGAUUGUGCAGGCAGCACUACAUUGAGUACCUGGCGGGUCUGGUGCUCAAGAAAAGGCUGGAUCCUGUGGCGAUCUUCGAUUUGAACGACGCCAAGCAGGAGUUGCGCCGUCGGGGAAAAGUGCCACCUGCUAAGAGCCCGGAAAUGUCCGAGCAAGAUUACCUCGAUGCCUGCAUUCAGAUUGUACAGAAGGAAAUACCAUUGGAAUAGUAAAACAAAAAUUCAAGAAUAAUUUGUAAUACCAUGAAACUAAUGUGGGUUUGUAGUUGUGUA